Molecule: messenger RNA, 1581 nt
Organism: Benincasa hispida (wax gourd)
Lineage: Eukaryota; Viridiplantae; Streptophyta; Magnoliopsida; Cucurbitales; Cucurbitaceae
Source: RefSeq, a predicted model, not a curated record
AAAGAGAGAAAAAACACACAAAGGCAUUGUUAUUGCUUAGCUGUCACCAGCCCAUUUCCCUCCCAUUCAUCCUAUAUUCUCAUCUCUCACUCCCUCACUGACCUUUUAUAAAAUCUUUCCUCUUUCCCUUCUUCUUCACUGCUUCACAAACCCUAACAAUGGCGUUUCUUUCCUCCUCCUUCUUCCUCCUUCUCCUCUCCAUCUCUGCAGCUUCUUUUUCUUCUUCCAUGGCCGCCGCCGCCGCCUCUCCUUCCUUCCAAACCCUCGACACCAACACCCAUUUCUUCAACCCUAAACUUCCCCCCAAUUCUCUCUCCUCUUCCAAGAAAUUUGAGGGCUCCUCCGAUUUCGUCAAUCUCCGCUACCAUAUGGGCCCUGUUCUUUCUUCGUCUCCCAUCAACAUUUACUUAAUUUGGUACGGAAAAUGGUCCGUUUCCCAGAAAUUGCUAGUCAAGGAUUUUCUCCUCUCCAUUUCGCCCACCGAUCCCCGCCGCGCCGCUCCUUCCCCUUCUGUCUCUCAGUGGUGGCAGACCGUCUCGCUUUACACAGAUCAAACCGGCGCCAAUGUCUCCCGCUCCGUCGUCAUCGCCGGCGAACACUCUGACCUCCACCACUCCCACGGCACCGACCUCACUCGCCUCUCCAUCCAGAAGGUUAUUGCCACCGCCGUCCGAUCCGCGCCGUUUCCAGUCGACCACCGGAACGGGAUGUUUCUGGUGCUUACUUCUCAAGAUGUUACCAUGCAGGACUUUUGUCGAGCAGUUUGUGGGUUCCAUUACUUCACCUUCCCUUCAAUGGUCGGCUACACGCUUCCCUACGCUUGGGUCGGCCAUUCCGGCAAGCAAUGCCCCGAGCAAUGCGCCUAUCCCUUCGCGGUCCCGGCGUACAUGGCCGGCGGUGGGCCCAGCGCUCUCUCUCCGCCGAAUAGAGACAUCGCGUUGGAUGGAAUGAUCAGUGUAAUCGGCCAUGAAUUGGCUGAAGUUGCUUCAAAUCCGUUGGUGAAUGCUUGGUACGCUGGCGAGGAUCCGACGGCGCCGACGGAGAUCGGUGACCUCUGUGAGGGGCUGUAUGGCACUGGGGGCGGCGGCGGGUAUAUAGGGCAGGUAAUGAGGGAUGGAGAAGGAAGGACGUUUAAUGUGAAUGGGAGAAAUGGAAGGAAGUUCUUGUUGCAGUGGCUAUGGAGUCCGGUUCUGAAAGCCUGUGCCGGUCCAAAUGCUUUGGAUUGAAUGGUGAAAGUUUAAAUUUCUGAUCAAUUUCGUUGUUAUUGUACUGUAAUUUGAAGAACGCUGGCGGCGUCGAUGAGCUCAGCUCAGUAACCGCCGUGGAUAUUGGUGGCUCCGCCGUGCCGCGGAGGAGGGACUUGCAGGGACAAGGAGGUGGGGUGUGGGGGUGCCUAUGAAUUUACGGUUUCUAUGGUAUAUAUAAAUUUUGAAAUUUGCAUAAAUUUAUUUAAUUAAUAAUAUAAUAGGAAUUUUUGGGAUUUAUAUUUGUUUCAGUUGCUGUCCCAGCUCUAUAUCUUUAGUUUGAAUUUGAAAAAUUAAUUUUUUUUCUUUUCUUUUAUAAAAGUCAAGUUGUAGUCUA